GACCGAACAAUUCGUUCUAGCCAGCAAGCGUUUGGGUUAGCUUCGAAAAACUACCAACAGAAUCGCAUAAUAUAAGAGCGUAUUAAAAGCGUGCCUAUUGAUUGACACUUGUUUUCGCAUCGGAUUAUUUACUGGUGCCAUCACUUAAACUACCUGACCAUUGCUAAACAUAACACAGUGAAACAGUGGCUAGCUGGAGCUAGUUGUGUGCAGCCUACAACAAUUAUUAUUGUUAGCAACGAGAUGGAUCUGUUCGGUGAUCUCCCAGAACCAACACAGGUAACAGCUAAGAAGGAUCCUAAGCCACCUGAAGAAGACAGAGGGGAAAAGAGGAAACAUGAUGAGCUUCAAGAAAAUGAGGUGACCGAGGAAAAGAGUCAAGAGGAAAAGAAAGUUUGUAAAGAACAUGCGAGGAUGAAGGCCUAUGUAGCAGCUCGGCGAGGAGAGAGGGAUGAGAUGCAGGAUGCCCACGUUCUCCUUCCUGAUAUGGGAAGUGUCGCCUCUACCCUACCAUCCCAAGUGUCUCGACUGGCCUACUUUGCGGUGUUUGAUGGUCACGGUGGAGCGAGGGCUUCCCGAUUCGCUGCAGAGCAUCUACAUCAUAACCUGGUUGCCAAGUUCCCCAAAGGUGACGGAGAGAACUUGGACAAGCUAAUCAAAAAGUGUCUCGUGGAUACAUUCCGUCAGACAGAUGAGGACUUUCUGAAGAAAGCCUCAAGCCAGAAGCCUGCGUGGAAGGACGGCUCCACUGCCACGUGUGUGCUGGUGGUGGAUGACGUGCUGUAUGUGGCCAACAUCGGGGACAGCAGGGCUGUUCUUUGUCGUUCAGAGCGUGUGGAGGACACAGGGGAAAAGAAAACGGUGACCCUCGCACUUAGUAAAGAACACAAUCCCACCAUCUACGAGGAACGCAUGAGGAUACAGAGGGCAGGGGGCACAGUCAGGGAGGGUCGUGUGUUGGGGGUUCUGGAGGUGUCCCGCUCCAUAGGAGAUGGCCAGUACAAGCGCUGUGGAGUCAUCUCUACGCCAGACAUCAGACGAUGCACGCUCACUGCCAGCGACCAGUUCAUCAUUCUGGCCUGUGACGGUCUCUUCAAGGUCUUCUCACCAGAGGAAGCGGUCAGAUACGUCAACAACAUCCUAGAGGACACAUCUGUUGCCGUGGAGAAGAAGGAGGACCAGACGGAGGGGGAGGCCCGUUACGACGCCGCUUGCCAGCGAUUGGCCAGCGAGGCUGUGAGGCGGGGCUCUGGCGAUAACGUCACUGUGAUCCUGGUGACCGUCGAGCUCUGACAGCCAUGAGUCUGUUAAUGUGCGCAUUCCAAUAUGCCGACUUACGUCCUCCUCUUGCGCUUGUGGCCUCGUACCAGGAAGUAAUACAUCAUGAUGACAUCACUGACGACAGCAUUGCAUUUCAAUAUCUCGCAAAAGCUCAAUUGUUAAGUCAUUUUUCUCAUUUGCAAACUGCAUGGUGAAUGAAGAAUAAUCCCCCAAAAAUUGUUGUGGCUAGGCUGACAGCGGGGAAACGUAAUUGUUUUCCCCACGGAGGCGAAGCGUCAGCAAAACGUGGGGCCACAAGCACAAGUGGAGGAAGGGAGUCCACAUAUUGGAAUGCACUCUGUGUGUCCCCUUUCCUGUCUCCAGGAAGCACUGAGGUCCAAGAAAGAGCUGUGCUCUGCCAAACAUGCCCUCAAAGUCUGCUACACUAUUAUUUUACUGUUAUGGGCUUGUAGUUCACAUGCUAUUUGGUUACUUGGGGUGUUGUGGGCUGAGAAUAAGGAAUGUUUCUCUGUGUCUCAUUCGUGCUGAGUAAUGCAUCACCACCCUACUGAAUGAAUUAUUCAUUAAAGCCUUGCAU
Molecule: messenger RNA, 1858 nt
Organism: Engraulis encrasicolus (European anchovy)
Lineage: Eukaryota; Metazoa; Chordata; Actinopteri; Clupeiformes; Engraulidae
Gene: ilkap
Product: integrin-linked kinase-associated serine/threonine phosphatase
Exons: 10
Coding region: 244-1293 (349 amino acids)
Biological process (GO): negative regulation of canonical NF-kappaB signal transduction; positive regulation of canonical Wnt signaling pathway; peptidyl-threonine dephosphorylation
Cellular component (GO): nucleus; cytosol
Molecular function (GO): protein serine/threonine phosphatase activity; cation binding
Source: RefSeq, a predicted model, not a curated record